Polychytrium aggregatum is the source of this 1133-nucleotide messenger RNA. RefSeq lists its product as uncharacterized. The transcript has a single exon. The record is from RefSeq and is a predicted model, not a curated record. The coding region runs from base 268 to 1041 and encodes 257 amino acids. NCBI's taxonomy places the organism in Eukaryota, Fungi, Chytridiomycota, Chytridiomycetes, Polychytriales.
AACGUCUCGUCGUCCGACCACGACGAGGUGUUGGUCUCCCAGCGACCUUCGUCGGCCCUCGGAUACACCGGGCGGCGGAGUGACUGGGUCAUCUCGGAAGAAGACCCGCCGCGGUUUGAACGGGGAUCGUCGUCGACUCGGCUGAGCAAUUCGACAUCGAGCCGAAUGUCCGACCUCUGGAACGGUGUUAGCACCCGCUUCAGCGCCUCGGGUCAAAAGAAGUAGGACGCCAACGGCAGAACAUGCUGGUCGGCUGAGCUGGCGAGGAUGACGUGCCCCCCUCUCCACCUUCCCUCCACGACCGAUACCGAGCCCAUGCCUGGAUCCUUAGCAACGCCGAAUCAACCAAGCUGGUGCCCCUGCCAGCCCCAUGUGGCACCGCCGAUGCCCUCCUCCUCCUCCCCUUCAACUCCUCGUCAUUCCCUUCCUCCCCUCUCCCUCCUUGCUCCUCAUUCCUCCCAUCGCCGGCAUCAAUCAAGCAAAGAUUUGGUCGGCUCAACCGACACUCUCCAACCGACAUGGGCAUACGUCAUUGCACCGCGACCGACGCACAUCUCGUGUCUCUGCCCUCCAUCUCAUCGCAGCUUGCCGUGCCGUUGCUCCUCUUUUCCAUCAUCCAACUUUCUUGACAUCAUAUCACCCCCCCCUUUCGCUCGUUCUUCCACUUGGUUUGUUCUGGCUGUUCCAUACUCUCCUGUGUCGGCUUGGUCGUUGUCACCAUGGUCGUGCGGCACUGCUCUAUCGCAUCGCACCCCCAACCACAACUCCUCCGCCACAUUCCACUUUCCAGCGUCUGUGCCUUCAGCUCCCUUCUUGUUUUGCCCGAUAGUACCCCCGGUCAUCAUCCCUCUCUCCCUUUUCCUCAAAAAUAAUCUCAAACAUAACAGCAACAAAAGCAACAAAAAAAAAAAAGCAAAGCAACCAGAGCCUUACUAUCUUGCACCCCGUCCAUUCACCUGCAAUGGCUCUCCCCCCUCCGUCAGUCCAUUAUUCUUCUCCCCCCCCCUUUUUUUUUCUUUCCUGUCCCUUGAGUGUCGUUAGGCCAUGCUUUUCCCUCGAUCCAUUUCCGUCACGCUUUGUGGAAAAGAAUAUAUCCGUCGUCGUUCAAAUAACAUUGGUUCGGUUGUCCCAGG